CAUGGGAUUUUUAUACGGGGAUACUGUGAGAUCGUCUGCUUAUACAUUCACCUUAUCACCUCCGGCAUCGAAGUAUCACGCCUCUUCCGUACUUGGAGCAUACAAUAUUGGGCAAGUGAGACGAGAUCACCGUGUCCGUACUGUGUGUCCGUGUUCCCGCCAACAUCAUCAGACCUCAUGGACUCCGCUCUGCGCGUCGGCGCUGAGGCACAUCGACCCAUCCUUCACCAUUCUUCACUAUGUCUACUCCUCCAAGGACUGCUAUAAUCACAGGCGCGGCCCAAGGUGUCGGUAAAGCCAUUGCACUACGCCUAUCCACCGAUGGCUGCCAAGUCGUAGUCAGCGACUCGACGUCUCAGAAGCUCCUUCUUGAUGAGUUGGUCUCUAAAAUAACUCGAACUGGUCGCGCUGCGAUUUCAGUCACAGCUGAUGUAUCAGUUGAGAGCGACGUAGAGGAUCUUGUUGCUAAAACAGUGGCUCAUUUUGGAUCCAUUGAUAUAAUGGUUGCGAACGACGGUGCCAUUGCGCAAAGUGCACACACUAUUUUGGACACAUCUGUCGAGGAAUGGGGACGCGUCUUCGACCCUAAUGUCACAAACACACUGCUGUGCUACAAAACCGCUGCGAGGGCCAUGAUCAAGCAAAACCGAGGAGGCAGAAUAAUCGGCGUAUGCUCUUCAGGAGAGAAAUCAAGAUGCAACGCUCGGAGUACCAACAAUGCUAUCCGAGGCCUAACCCAGAUUGCUGCUUGUGAGUGGGAAAAGUACGGUAUCACAGUCAACGGAUACGCACCUGGUGCGAGUGAUGCACCUCUCGUUCAACAAAUGGAUGCUCGAGUCGCAGAUUUAUUACAUGCAGGUCCAGAAGCAUAUGUCGAGAUAAUGAAAACCCAAACGGCUUUUGGAAGAGUCAAUCGGCCUGAAGAGGUUGUUUGCGUUGUCUCGUUUUUAGCUUCAGAAGAGGCUGCCUUCAUGACAGACUCUUACAUUCAACAGUGGGCUUUGUUUAAUCUUGUUCGAAGGCCUUGUAGUAACUCCGGCACCAUCCAGCUCCGUUCCAAAUGCUAGCGAUAAUGAUUCGCUAACGGCUCGACUUUGUGCCCGAUAUCUUAAACUUUUUAGCCCAACCAACACGGGUGGUGCUUGCUUUCUGCGUCGGUUUGCAAAGAGGCCUGGACAGACCCUCGGCGGAUCAUCGCGGCAAUCUUAUACCAUUAUCUUAUAUUAAAUAUCUGCACUAACAAUCCGAGCGGUGAACACGAACCGCCAUGAGUAUGGUCAUCGUGACGUUUCAUCGAACUACUACAGUAAACCGGUAAUGGUCCUGGGGAAUUGUAGCUUGACUCAUCUUGAGGCCUGUAAAAUCCCAUCAUAGUGAGAUAAGCCACCGCAAAGGUUUGUACUGGUUCGUAGGAAAUUUUCCGGUGCAUACUGCGA
Desarmillaria tabescens is the source of this 1436-nucleotide messenger RNA. Its product is annotated as acetoin reductase family protein. NCBI's taxonomy places the organism in Eukaryota, Fungi, Basidiomycota, Agaricomycetes, Agaricales, Physalacriaceae. Bases 240 to 1067 code for a protein of 275 amino acids. The record is from RefSeq and is a predicted model, not a curated record. Gene Ontology annotation, molecular function: oxidoreductase activity, acting on the CH-OH group of donors, NAD or NADP as acceptor. The transcript is spliced from 8 exons.